AUGGAGCCGACGAUCCAUCCCGACCCACGUGAUACUUCGGUUUUGACGUUGCAGGCGGAGCAUAGGAGUGAGGAUGUUUGGGGAGGGGUUAUGGGCAGGCUUUUGACGUGUCGGGAGCACGUGCUUGGUUUAGGAGAGUGGGUGAUACAUGAUCGAGUCUUGGAGUUUGUUAGGUUAGCAGGGUUCUAUGGUGUACAUAGAUUGGUUGGUGGUGGAUUAGCCUUAGAUAGGUCUUUGAUUACAGCAUUGAUUGAGAGAUGGAGACAGGAGACGCACACUUUUCAUUUGGCUGUUGGUGAGGCUACUAUUACUCUACAGGAUGUCGCUGUUUUGUUGGGGCUCAGAAUGCAUGGGGCUCCUGUCACAGGGGAUGGUACUGGGGUGUGGUCAGCUUUAGUCGAGGAGUUGUUAGGGAUACGACCAGAGCCUGGUGAUGAUGGAAAACCUGUUCUCCAGGGUUCAUCAUUGAGGAUGACUUGGUUGAGGCGACACUUCAGUCAGGGCCCCCCGAUGACGCUGCUGAUAUUGUUUAUGAGAGGUUUAGCCGAGCAUAUAUUCUUGCACUUAUGGGGUCAACUUUGGUCUAAAUUGUGA
This is a messenger RNA of Spinacia oleracea (spinach), 594 nucleotides long. Its product is annotated as serine/threonine-protein phosphatase 7 long form homolog. The transcript has a single exon. The record is from RefSeq and is a predicted model, not a curated record. Lineage: Eukaryota; Viridiplantae; Streptophyta; Magnoliopsida; Caryophyllales; Amaranthaceae. Gene Ontology annotation, biological process: meristem maintenance; meristem development. The coding region runs from base 1 to 594 and encodes 197 amino acids.